AAUAAUCUUCACUCACUCCCCACCAUAAAAAUAUCUCUCCAUCUACUGUUGAGUAACGGCUGACCCGUUGGUUGGGUUAUCAUUACGUAUGAGGACUAGCAUUAUAAAGGACAACUGAAGACGAUCCGAAGCCACAGGUAACAUCGCUCAGAUAGGAAGUAUUAUUGAAGAUUGUGAACAAAACUGAAGAUGUAUUACGGACUAGCAUUAUUACUGGUCCUGCUGCCUGUGAUUUACGGACAAGAUAUUUGUGCAGGAUGUAAAGGUGCACAUGUGUGCUUCGCUUCAGACGCGAGGGACUGCCGAAUGUACAAUAUAUGUCACAGUAAAAGGAAGCAGUCAAUGCGUUGUCCAUUCGGAACAUUUUUCGAUGAUAAUAAUAACAUAUGCAAUUACCCAUCAUACGUGAACUGUCAAAGUGAUCCAUGCAGUGUAAACUCUGCUGUGACGUCAUAUGCUGAUGGGCACGGAAAUUGCCGCCAUUACUGGAAGUGUAUUGAGGGAUUAUCGACAGCCUUCUGUUGUCCGUACGGGACCGGAUAUAACUCUGGCCUUCGUCAGUGCGUGCCAGACACAAACUGUAAUUCUACAUGUUCACUUUAUGCUCAAGCUGAUGGGCCACAAGAUACCGGAAGAGUCCAAAUUAUAUGUAGGAGCGAGAAAAGUACAUUACGUUGUCCUUCCGGCGAUGUGAUCCGUGUAAAGGAGGCUAUAUAUGGCGGGGCUGAUCCUAUUACGUGUAGGUUCGAGCAGGAUACGUCAUCUUGCAACAACGUGGACGCCACCAAGGUUGUGGGCCAGCUCUGCAACGGCAAACAAACGUGUGAAGUCCACAUCCCCAGUAUCAUGUCGGACCAUUGCCCACAGAUCGCCAAGCAGGUCGAGGCUCGCUAUGUGUGUGAAGCAGGGUGCAAGCUUCGACCAGUUGGAGUGAACAGGAUAUCGUUCUACAAUCUUGCCAGCAAGGGGACCAUAAUGACUUGUGGGCCUGGUACCCGCUUUGACCAGGCUUCGUGUGGCUGUAUUGGCACCGGCGAGGCACCUCAAUGUCGUCUUGAAGUACAGGUGCUUUUUGGAGAGGUCGGUCAGACGUUGGUUAAAAACAUGGCUGAUUCUGGUAUACACAUUGAUGGUCAUCAAGUUUUACAAGUGUCGGGAUACGGUCGAUUUCUAGGAAGCUCAUGGAUUCAGAUUCCGUUUUACAAUAACAACGACCGUAUGUCCCGGAUGUUUGGGUUCCAGUUACGAGUAUACCCCUUGCCAGCAGACCCCAAUAGUCCGACCAAACAAGUCCUUUUAUCGAACUGCCAGUCCGACCAAUUCAUCGAGGAUUCAGCUUCCCUUGAAGUAUAUUUAAAUACUGCCGAAAAGAAGAUCUAUUUCCGUGCCGUCAACUUUCUUGGUGUGGCUAGUGUCAUUUCUGUACCAUAUAUUGACGAGACCUGGAGUAAUGUACUGUUCUUAUUUAACGGACAAUCCAUGUUUGCCAAGCUGCAGUAUGUUCAGCAAGACACUAAAAACCUGAUGGAAUCUACGGAUAAGGCACCGUUCUCAGGUAAAAUCAAAACCGGGUUAAGUCCCUUGAAGAUCGGAGGCUGCAGGAAUAACAAUGGAGUGAAGGCUUACAUUGAUGAGAUCCAAAUGUCUUUCUGUAAGACCCGAUUUCCUGAUGCUUCCGCGGGAAAUUCAGCGGCUCAAAAUUCGCCACCAGCCACAACAGUUAAUCCAGUUGUUCCCUAAAGAAGAUACGCCUACACAUGUUUCAACUUUGUCUUUAUUUUUACCGUAGAUAUUUGUAAUAUAUAGUCGUGUUUCUGUGGGUUUUACUUUGUAUUUUCAUUUUAAUUUUAUGUAAGUGUCAUUGUAUGACAGCACAUCAGUUCAUGGAAAUUUUCAAUAAAUGUCGAAACGAAUCCAUAUCAAUAUCAAA
Pecten maximus is the source of this 1930-nucleotide messenger RNA. RefSeq lists its product as uncharacterized. Gene Ontology annotation, cellular component: extracellular region. Gene Ontology annotation, molecular function: carbohydrate binding; chitin binding. Lineage: Eukaryota; Metazoa; Mollusca; Bivalvia; Pectinida; Pectinidae. Bases 190 to 1740 code for a protein of 516 amino acids. The transcript is spliced from 10 exons. The record is from RefSeq and is a predicted model, not a curated record.